CUAGCCUAAUGAUCUAUAUUUAACCACAGACGUCGUCUUUGCUUGCCUGACGAAAGCAAGCUCUUUCACUGUUUUUAUGGUAUACCUGUUUUUAUUUCCAUCAUCACUUUCAGCAAGAUGAUUAGAGCUGUUCUUUCUUACCGUUGCUUCAUUUUGAACUGAUCAUGGCUGCAGCAGUAGAAAAGAAAAAAGCUGAUGUGAAGAUUGUCAUUGUUGGUGAUGCCACAGUUGGGAAAACAACUUUUAUUCGACGAUAUAUGGAUGGAGUUUUCACAGACAAUCCUGGUCAAACUGUUGGGGCAUGUUUCUUUCUGAAACAAUGGGGGAACUGCAAUAUAGCCUUAUGGGAUACAGCUGGGGAGGAACGGUUUUCUGGUCUGAGUUCGUUCUACUGCCGUAAUGCAUCUGCUGCCAUCAUAGCCUAUGACAUCACAAGAAAGAACUCCUUUGAACUGUUACAGGAGCGUUAUAUUCCACUCCUUGAAUCUGCCAAAGAAGACUGCCUUCUCUGCUUGACAGGAAUGAAGAAUGACCUUGUCACCAGCAAUACCAGACAAGUAGCACAUGGUGAAGCCAAGGAGUUUGCUUGUAGACUCAACGCAAGUCGGUUCCAGGAGAUCAGAAGAAACAAUCCAAAUCAGAAAAUCCAGGCCCCUUUCUUCGAGACCAGCUCCAAGACCGGUGCAAAUGUGGACCAAGUGUUUGAAUAUAUAUUCAGCAGUAUCUUGCCAAGGACAGGGGGAAAUAUGGCACAAAAGAAGGACACAGUUGAUAUGAGCGGUGACUCUGGGAAUUCUAAAGAACAGCUCAAAAAGAAAGGGUGCUGCAAUUGACACACAUCUCGCGUCAUGUAUUUUUCAGAUAGAAAUGUUUAAUAUAAGAAGUUCCAGCACAGCAUCCAGACAAUGUGGUAAGAAAUGCGUGUUUGUCCUGUCCUUGUUCUUGUGUUGUUAAUAUUAUGGUAUUUCAUGAGAAAUUCCUUAAUUUUCUAUAUACACGUAGUAUGAUAUGGCAUGCAAAGUAUUGAUUUUAAUGAAAAAUGCACUGUUCGUGUGAUAACUCAAGAAACCUUUGACGGAUGAACUUCAUAUUUGGAUCAUGUAUGCAUAGGGGAAUGACAAUGAUUGAUUUGUUUUGGGGCAUGGAGGUCAAAUGUUGAAUGUCACAGAGUUUUAAAUACCUUAAAUGCCUUGUUCUUGUAAUAACUCAAGUACUGUUUGACAUAUCAUCUUCAAACUUUGGUCAUGUAAGCAUAUUGGAGUGAUGGUGAUCUGUUAAAGGGAUACUCCAGGCUGAAAAUAAUAUGAUUUGAACAGAUUAAGAAAAAUCAUACAAACAAAACACUGAAAAGUUGAUCAAAAUUGGACAAGGAAUAACAAAGUUAUGGCACUUUAAAGCUUUGCAUUUUUCCGAUGAAACUUUUCUAGGCAUGUCUUCAUGAAUAUUCAAUGAGCAAACUGAUGAUGUCAUAUCCCCACUUGUUCUUUUGUAUUUUAUUAUAUGAAAUUAGGUUUAUUCAAAAAAUUUCUACCAAGAACUAGAUUAAUUGAAUUGAAUAAUAAUUAAGUGCAAUAAUUAUUUAUUGCUGCAACUUAUUUCAUCAUAAUGGAGACACAUCAUUUACACAUUAAUUAAAAAAUGAAUUAAUUUUAAUAUCAUGUAAUAACAUAAGAAAAAUGGAAAUCUUAAACAUUCAAUAACUUUGUUAUUUGUUAUCCGAUUUGAUGAAAUUUUCAGCACUUUGCUCUGUAAAUUUUACUCUAUUUCCUUAGAUACAAAUAUCUUCAGCCCGGAGCAUCCCUUUAAGUUUUGCAGAUCACAAUGUCAAAGGUUCAAAUUCAGAGAUCAUUAUACCUGAAAAUGCAUGCAUUGUACAUGUACUUAUGAUAGCUGAUUAACAAAUUUGAGGUAUCAACUUCAAAAGUUGAAAAUGAUCUGAUUAGUUUUGGGAAGCAGAGAUCGAAGGUCACAGAGGUCAUACAUCUUGAAAUACAUGUAUAUAAUUUUCAUGAUAAUUCAAGAACUGUUUGAUGGACUGACUUCAAUCUUCGACCCCAUUCUCAUCUAUGUUGGUAAACUAGUUUAGUGGAACCAGUUUAGUGGGAACUAAUUUAAUGUGUAAUGGAGAUGCUUGAAGCAGUCUUGGAAGCGAUCUUAAGUGGUCUUCCAAACCAGUUUGGAAAACCACCUUGUGAUGUGGCUUUCAAAACUGCUUUGCCUUUUUAAACUGGUUUAAGUGUAGGUGAAUUAUACACAACUGUUCUUCAGGAAGCUAUCUUCGCACAGAAGUAUGAGACUGUGCAAACUCAGUAUACAAUGUGUGUAGAAUGUCUACGUUGCGGUUUCAAAUUUCACAUGAGACAAUUGACUCCACUGAGAUCGUUCCCCAGAGCAACAAGAGCACUUUACCAAUUUAUCCUAUCAAUGCUAAUGAAACUUGUUACUCACAUUGGUCAUGGAGUAAAGAGUGCAAGAUACAUUAUUUAAGUGUGUCAGAAACUGUUUUGCCAUAGUAAUUAUGAUGGUGUUGCCAUUUCCUCACAUAAGACCAUGGUGACCGCCAGGCUGGGGUAAAGAUCAACUUCAGUUUUAUCAUGAUUUCAAAAGUAUUUGAUGAUCAAAAUUUUUAAUUAAUAGCUAUUGUGUUUUAAAAAAACCUUGUAUUUGAGGAUUAUCUAAUUGAAAAUUUAUUUCACCAUGAUACGUGUACAUUUUCUUACAUGUAAAUUUGUUUUAACUCAUAACAUAUUCACAGUUUUGACAAGCUCAAUGUCAAAAAGUCAUCACGGCUGCUUUAUGGAGUUGCAUGUGCAGGCGAGGGUGCCAGGGGCAUUCCACCAAUAUUUAACUUACUACUAACAUUAUCUGAUGUGUUUGUGUUUAUAUGUUGUUACUCAGUGAUUCAUUGUUUGCUUAUUUUGUUUGAUAUCAAUUAGUUAUAAUAUAUAAGAACUGCAUUUUUCUCACUUUCAGUAACUUUUUCCUUUGAAAAUACUUUUACCUCAACUUUUUAAACAUCUUUUUAUAUCUAAUGUUACUUCAUAUAUACUUCACGUAAUGAAUUAACCAUGUGACUUUUUAAAAUGACAAUUACACCCUCAAUGUAUGCAUCACCCAUGCAUGACUUGAUACUGUAUAUCAAAAUAUUUUCCUAAAAAGUUGGUCAGUGGGAGUGACACUCCACUCUUGCCUUAUUAUUUCGCUAAAGCCUGUUUUGUUUGAUAAACAGAGAAUAUUUUAAAGGGGAUGAUGUUCUUUUUGCUGGUUUUUAUGAAGGAUUAAAAAUCAAUGUGAAUCUGAUUAUUAUUAUUACUAUUGUUAAUGUGUACAUGUUAUUUUACAACCAAGCUACAUAUAUACCCAACACUGGUCUCUAAUAAUAAUGAUUAAUAGAACAUUAUAAAAGAAGAUAAAUACACAAUAUAAUGAUUUGAGAAAAUUGGUAGUGUACAAUAAGACCAGUCAUUAUAGGUAUAUACCUGCAUAAUAGUUAUGAUAAAUUAUGAAGUAUCAUUAAAAAUCAGCUUUGAUGGAGAUAUAAUGAAUUUGUAAAGCUAAGACUGAGAAUAAUAUUGAAAUAAAACGAAAACAUGGUUUGACUGUGCAGGAAAAAUGUUGUUUUAGCUUAGCAUGAAUUUUACAGUUUGUAAACUACAUGUAGGUAUACAUUCAAAAAUGAAAUUAGAGAUAAAUUAAAGAUAAAUUUAAAGCAGAGAAAAUGAAUGUAGACAUGAUUGAUAAUGUGGGUUAAAUAUAACUUGACCAUUUCAUGGUAGAGUAAACAAGCCUUCUAGGCUUAUUGUUCAUGUCUAUAAUAUAAAAAAUACUUUUACUCGUAAUCAUAUCUCUGUGUUUAUUACUGAUAUACUUCCUUUAAAUUCACAGAGUGCCAAACAGAUUCUAGUUGAACACAUGUCUUUCAUUAGAACUAACUAAAAAAGGAAUAUGAUGUAAUAAGAGUAUUUCAUAGUUGAAAUCAAUGUGGCUCUUUUAAGCACUCUGAUUUGAUAUACAAACUGACCUGAUUCAGUGAUUCUACAUCCACUUCCCUACAAGGACCAAAAUUGUAUUUUUUUGUAAAAUUAUUACUUAGUUAUAUAUUUCAAGACAAUCAUGUCCCAAUUCAUUUAUAUAAGCAGAUAUUCAUGUAUGUUCAAAAUCAGUAUGAUUACCUGUGCCAUCAAUAUUACCUUUCUACAACUGUAUUGAUUGAAGCUCACCUUGUAACAAUUUACUCUAUUUUUCACUGGAUAUUUUUGGGAAUAGUUGUUUUUUAUUCUAAAAAAUGCUGUAUGGGUCAAAAUCCUGGCCUUCCUUUUAAGUGUAUGGACCUCUGAUUAGGUACCCAUUUCAUUACUUACUAUUAUGGCAAGUAUAUCAUUAUGAAAAAUACCAUAGAGAUUUGAGUUUAGUGGCAUGCUGCUAAGUCAUGUUACCAUGGCAAUUACAGUAUGGUAAUGGCAAAGCAACCACAACCAUGAGUUCUGUGCGAAAUGGGCCCCUCAUGAAUUCAACAAUCAUGGAGUCACAAAAAGGGGGCGUUCAAAUUGGUGUUCAUGUUUUCAAGGGAAGUGCAGUCAAACUCAGUGGUUUUCUCAUGGCAUUGAUCUUGUUAAUCCUAGGCUAACUCAAGGUUAACUAAGACUACACUUUUUAUAGAAUGCCAGCCAGUUCAUUUACAUACUAGAAGUACAAAUUGUCAAAUUUUGUAGAGAUCCCCCUCCCCUUAGAGAAACAAUUAUUUAAUGAGAAGAAAACUACCAUUUGAGUACAAUCAAGUUUCAAUGAAUAUUUUGAUGCAUUACGGUAUCCUAUUUCAUGAAUAUUGAAUGAGAAAGGCAAAAUAUAGCAUUCCAUAGAAGUCUUGACU
Messenger RNA from Lytechinus pictus (painted urchin), 4870 nucleotides. Its product is annotated as ras-related protein Rab-20-like. NCBI's taxonomy places the organism in Eukaryota, Metazoa, Echinodermata, Echinoidea, Temnopleuroida, Toxopneustidae. Gene Ontology annotation, molecular function: GTP binding; GTPase activity. The transcript has 5 exons. The coding region runs from base 165 to 833 and encodes 222 amino acids. The record is from RefSeq and is a predicted model, not a curated record.